This is a messenger RNA of Drosophila obscura, 498 nucleotides long. RefSeq lists its product as uncharacterized. The coding region runs from base 40 to 408 and encodes 122 amino acids. Lineage: Eukaryota; Metazoa; Arthropoda; Insecta; Diptera; Drosophilidae. The record is from RefSeq and is a predicted model, not a curated record. The transcript has 2 exons.
CUUUCAUUCAAGACAAAACGCUGCAAGAACUACGAUACGAUGUACCGCAGGAAAAUGGUGCAGCUGUCUUUAGCUGUCGUGGCAGUUGUGCUCGUCGUCAGCCCUUUGGUCGUCCUAAGUGACAGCGUGGUCUUUGGCAAGCAAUCGCCGACUGCACGGCUACUUUACGCCACGCAUAUAAACGAACCUUCCAAGUUCUUUCGCAUUACCGAAAGAGUUUUAACGUUCAAGCAGCAUGAAAAUAUCAGGACUAUUGGCGCCAUUGUGAUCGAAGACAACAACAAAACAAUUGGUGGCGAGGCUUCAAUUGUAGAGGGUGGAACGACCUACCCUUUUGUCACCCUCAAAUUCCAAUCGAGGCGUAACCGCGGCCUUGACUUUCAUGUAUUUAUCUAUGAUACUGCGUAAAGUCCACAUUAAUUUGGUAAAGACCAAUUGCACGUGAAUUAUAAUAUUUAAUGUCGGAUUUUUAAAUAUAUCAAGAGAUGAUUCACUGCC